Molecule: messenger RNA, 7930 nt
Organism: Aethalodelphis obliquidens (Pacific white-sided dolphin)
Lineage: Eukaryota; Metazoa; Chordata; Mammalia; Artiodactyla; Delphinidae
Gene: BMAL1
Product: basic helix-loop-helix ARNT like 1
Exons: 21
Coding region: 5522-7417 (631 amino acids)
Biological process (GO): regulation of DNA-templated transcription
Cellular component (GO): nucleus; cytoplasm; transcription regulator complex
Molecular function (GO): protein dimerization activity; DNA-binding transcription factor activity
Source: RefSeq, a predicted model, not a curated record
CUUUCUGGACCAGGGCUCGAACCCAUGUACCCUGCAUUGGCAGGUGGAUUCUUAACUACUGUGCCACCAGGGAAGUUCCCCCUGUAUUCUUUUUAACCUGAAAUCUGUGUUGGCUUUGGGGUGAUGGGGGAGGCUUCCCCUGUCCUGCUGAUCUGUUGUUGUUUUAGUCUCUGUAGAUUGUUAUGUAGACCCAGGCUUUAGGCUCUGCAUUUCAGCUUAACCCAGCAAAUGUUGACUGAGUCUUUACAGUGUAUAAGGUUACAGGGGAUAAAAAUUUGGGGAAAAAAACCCAAUGCACCACUGUUUCUGAGGAGUUCAUGAACUGGGAGUGGGAAGGUAAGACACAUCUAAAAUUAAUGAUUAUUCAAGCGAGAUUAGGAAGAGGGCCCUGGGAGAAGUCCGCCCCACCCUGUUAGAGAAGGGAGGUAUUCCAUCUCAUUGGACAGCUGGGGUGAGGGAAUAUAGAAAGGUGUUAAAGAGUGGUUGCUUUUGUCAGCACCUUAAGGCCUGGCUGAGAUAGACAUUCACAGGAAAAGUGAAAGGCCUGAGUAGAGGAAGCGGAGGUAGAAGGACAUGGUGUAUGUUUGGGGUUUGGCUGAAACAAUGGGCUCAUGUAAUAGUGGUCAUAGCUAGCACAUUAUGGAGUGUAUCAGGUGCGAGGCAUGGUUCUAAGACCUUUAUCUAUAUUAGCUCAUUUUAUCCCUGCAGUGACCCAAGUGAGGUCUUCUAUAAUUGUCUCCAUUUUACAGAUGAAGAAAUAGACAUAAAACAAUUUAUUAUCUGUCCAAGACCAUAGUGCUGUACAGCUAAGAUCAGACCCAGUUGGUCUGGCUCCAGAAUAUCUGCUUCUAACCACCAAGCUGUCCUGCCUCCAAUAUAGGGGAAGAACAGGCACUAGAACCAGAAAGGUGGGUAGACAUCCUAUCGUAGAGGCUUGGGGUACCAAUGUUUAGAGGUGCAGAGGUGGAAGAGGGGGCCAGAGACAGAGAUGAGAGGGAUCGCAGUGGUGGGUAUGGGGGAGUUUGUGAGAGCUGUGAGGGGCCACAGGAAGAAGGAGUUUCAAAAAGGGGGUUUGUCAACAAGGCCCAGCACUGCAGAGAGUUCCAGGAGGUGAGAUCUGAGAGCAGGUCUGAGCCAGUGAAAGCUGAGAGGGCCUGGGAGAGGGGUUGGUCAGGCUGCAGACACAAAGGGCAAUGGAAGGGUUCUGCAGGGUUCUGCAGGGUUCUGACUGAGGUGCUGCUCACUCCAGGAUGCUGUGUAUUUUGAAGAUGGUGAAGCAGGUGCAGACAUUGGCUAUGAUUGUCUGUGUCCUCUUGUCAGUAGAAAGACGAGAGCAUGACAGAGAAGGGCAGGUGAGAGCUGGCACUGCUAAUUUGGCAAACUCAGUGGCUUUUCUGCAGCCUAAUGAUUUCUGAAAGCUAUUUGCUAUGCUCAGGCACAAGUGUGACUGCCUCAUCUGAAUGCUGUAGCGAUCACUGUUUUUCCUGGAAAAUUGGGCCCAUGUAGGCUCUGUGUGUCGUUUAUUUGAGUUCCAUUUUUAUAGCCUUAUUACCUUGUCCUCAUGAUGCAAGAGGCCUCUCUUUUCUGGAGCUUUGCUGUGAAAAUUGUUUCUUAAAAGGCACAAAGUGAUCUCUCAUCAUUGGGGUUGUGCUCUCUCCAGAGCAGUGCUUUUCUGCAGACUUUUCAUCACCCCUGACACCAGUUGUCAUGUUUUUCUGAUCGUUUGCAAUUUACUGAGAACUUUUAGGCUGCUCUUGAAUUUCACUACCUAGGUAUUUGCCACGAUUUCUUCUAGAAGAGUUUGUGCAUGUAAAUAAUCCAUUCAGUUUCUUCCUCUCUGAUAGGUGUCCCUACCAGUGACUUUGCCAGCACCUGACACCCAGUCUUGUCCUCUGGCCUUGAGUUGACAGUGCUGGUAAUUAGCGUGUAUGGAGCCUGAGCUGUUUCCAGGCACUAUACUGAAAGAUUUAUGUUCAUGAUCUUAAUUAUUCCCAGUCCCUAUAAAGAAGGCACUGUUACCCCCAUUUUACAGUUGAAGGAAAUGAGUCUUACAGAGGGAGAGUAACUUGCCCCAGGUCACACAGGUAGUAAAUGGCAGAGUGGGCCUCCACUCCAAGGCCUUUCUGACCUUGGAGCCCAUGUAGUCCAUUCAUUCAUUCAUUUAUUCAUUUAUUCAUUCAUUCAGCAACACAUGAUUGUCUACAACAUUCCAAGCACUGUUCUAGACCCAGGGGAUACGACAAAAAAAAAGCAAAAAUUCCUGCCUUCAGCUUACAUUCAAAUUUGGGGAGGUAGAGAAAAAAAUAAUAAAUAAAAUAUACAGUACGCUAUAUGGUAAUAAGGACUGUGGAGAAAAAGAAAGCAAGGCAGUCAGCUAAGAAGCGUUGGGAGCAUUUUAAAUAGAGCAAUCAAAGAAGGCCUCAUUGAGAAGGAGACCAAAUUGUUAGGUUGAAUAGCAAACAGCCCCCCAAAUCUCAGCAUAUCAACCCAAGAGAACUUUUAUUUCUCAUAUAGAAAAGUUCCAAUGUGGCUGCUCCUGGUUAAGCAGGCAUCCUUCCUGGUGGUUAUUGAGGGACCCACACUUCUUCUAUCUUGUGGCUCUGCCCUCUUCAAGGCCCUCAGAUUCCUUUCCAUUCAGCUGGAGGGUGAGGAAAAAGAGAGAGGACUUUGUGGGGAGGUUUUUGUGGGCCAGUCUGGAAGAAGCAUGCAUCCCUCCCACCCAGAACUCAGUCACACUCAGUGUACUCCUAACUGCAAGGAGGGCUGGGAAAUGUAGUCCAGCCAUGUGCUCACAAGGUAAAAAAAAAAAAGGGUUUUGGUGAACUCAUAGUGUAGUGGUGAAUGAGGGGAAGAAGUGAGUCGUGGGUUUAACUGGGAUAGAGCAUUAGGCAUGGGAACAGCAAGUAAAGGUGGCUAAGGUGGCUGGAGUGGAGCGAGGAGAAGAUGAGGACAUGGUGGAAAGUGAAGGCAGGGAAGUGAAGGGGGCCAGGCCAUUAAGGUCAUUGUCAGGACUUGGUUGCAUUGUGAGUGACUGAUCUGAGUUGCAUCAUGAAAGGCUCACCCUGACUACUGUGUUGAGGGAGGACUCAGGGAGAGAAGUCGAGUCUGUUGCCGUUCGUUACCCAGUGAGUGGUGAGAGCAGCCAGGUCCCGAGUGGUGGUGAUGGUGGAGGUGCGGAGAAGUGGUUGGAUUUGAGAUCUGUUCUGAAAGUGGAACAACAGGUUUUGCUGCGGGGUUGGUGGUGGUGUGUGACAGAAAGAAAGGAAUCGGGAUAGUUCUGAGAUUCUUGGCUUUUGCUUAAUGACUAUUAGACUCACUUUCUACCCACAGAAGUAAAAAGGGGGAAAGUUUUUGAAAAAAGAUAUCUGGAUGCCCUCUGGGCCCUGAUGUAUCUCGCGUAGCCUCUUCUCCUCCACAGUACUUUCUUUAGCACAGAUGGGCAAUUCUUUUCCACAACUGAGCUUUCAGACAGAGGGAGGACAUCUGUAGCUCCUCCCAGCACAGAGCCUGGAUGGAACAACUUUGGCAAUGGUCUCACAUCAUUGCCUGGGAUCUUUGGACUGAGUCUUGGGGCCCCUUGGACUGAUGUGGAAGGGACCCAGUGUCCCCCUGGGUAACCAAGAGAUACCUGCAGAGGCCACUUCCAAUCCAUGCUGUGUGUAAUGUAAGAAUAUAAGUGUGUUUGGGAGUGGAAGCGGAAGCAGUUUUCCUGGUUCUUACUUGGCAAUCAUGACCUGCCAAGGCAGAAAUGAGAGAUGGAAUUUUUUAGUAGAUGGUGCUCCCAUUAGGAGCAUAAGGGGAAGAAAGUCUAUCUUAAACAGAGCAGGGUACGAGCUGUGGCAGCAAAUAUUGCAUGCCUACUAGGUGCUGGGCACUGGCUGGGUAUUUGGGUUUCAUUGGAGAGGGAAACAAAUGUACUGUUCCUGCCCUCCUGACAGAGUAGACCCAUGUGGCUAGAUCAUACAGUGAUUUGCUGGAAGAAAUUAUAUUUACACCUGAGUGUUUCUUUCAUUUUCUUUUUUUUCUUUUCUUUUUCUUUUUUUAGUGAUUGUGAAUGGUACUGUAUUUUUAAUUUCAGUGUCCACAUGUUCAUUGCUAGUAUACAGAAAAACAAUUGAGUUUUUAUUUUGUAUCCUAUAUCCUAGAUAAACUCACUAAUUAGUUGCAGGCUUUAUUUUUUUGUAUAUUCCACAGGAUUUUCUAUCUAGACAAUCACAUAAUCUACAAAUACAGAUGAUUUCUUCCUUUCCAAUCUGUUUUAUUUCCGUUUGUUGCCUCUUGUGCUGGCUCUUUGCUGAGUAAGAGUGGGCAGCAUUGCCUAUUCCUAAUCCUGGGGGGCAGCAUUCAGUCUUUCACCAUUAAGUGUAUGGUUAGCUGUAGAUGAGUUUUGCACAUGUCAUUUGCACUUUGUUGUAUGGGUGUGGGUGGGACCAUGGGGUUUUCUGUGGUGUUUGGCUGAUAUAGGGCAGUUACUAUCUAAAAGUUGUCUAUCUUGCUCGAGGCAGCAAGCUUUUGUUGGAGCCUUUUUCGUCUGUGCUUGUUGGCAUCUCCAGGUUCUUCCGUUCCAAGUGAGGCAAAAAGAAAAUGCAGGCCACUCACCAUGGUGUCCUUCCUCCAGGCCUGAGGCCCCUCACUGGUCUGCCUUCUUCACUCCGCCUUUCAGAGUCCUCUCUUGUUUGUCUUACAUAUCACGUGCAGGGGUUUUUGUUGUGCACAGCAGGUGGAAUAGGGAAAGGUGUGUCUACCGCAUCCUCCUGGAAGUGGAAGUGGUUGGGAGAAAUUAGAGGAUUGGGUUGAAGCCAGUGUGUGAAGGGCCUUCACGCCAGGGGUUUGACUCUGUAGGUGGCAGGAGGGAUGUUGGAGGUUCAACUCUGCAGCAGUGUGGAGGGAUGGGGAGGGGAGUGGCAGAGAGACCCGGAGGCUGGUGCCUGGGCCCAGGGAGGUGAGGAUGCAUUUCUGGACUGCGACAGCAGACGUGGGGCAGAAAGGAAGAAGGGAGAGUCCAUGCGGGCCACAAGGAAGUCCGAGGACCAGGUGGUGCUGGCUAGAGUGCAUGCUUUUGGACCCAAGCUUAACUUUUCAAAUGUGGAAUGCUAGGCCUUCAUUGGCAUUUUGAGAAAUACGUGAAUGAAGAUUUGAAAGGUGCCUCUCAGAUGUUCAGUGCAGAAUAGACACUUUAUAAAUGUUUCUGGAAGAAGUUGACUGCCUGAAAGGAAGCGACAAAACAUGAAAAUUGCUUUGAGGUGACCAACAAGUCCAGUGGCCCCUUGCUUCUCCCAAGGUGGAUCUGGGGUUUAAGAACCGUAACUUCAGAUGAGGAAACUCGGGCCCAGAGAGUGGGAGUGACAGCCCCAGUCACGUCACUUGGAGCUGGACCCCGACAGCGGGCAGUGCACGGCCACCUUCAACUGGGUUUGCAGUUGGAGUCCCUUGCAAGAGCCACCCUGGUCGUCCUCCACCUUAGAAGAGCACGUAGAAAUAAACGUGCCUCUGUGCCUCCUUGUACCUAUUCCAGACUCCAAUGGCUGAACAGAGAAUGGACAUUUCUUCAACUAUCAGCGACUUCAUGUCCCCAGGUGCCACCGACCUCCUCUCCAGCCCCCUGGGCACCGGUGGCAUGGAUUGCAACCGGAAACGCAAGGGCAGCUCCACGGACUACCAAGAAAGCAUGGACACAGACAAAGACGACCCUCAUGGAAGGUUAGAAUACACAGAGCACCAAGGAAGGAUCAAAAAUGCAAGGGAAGCUCACAGCCAGAUUGAAAAGAGGCGUCGGGAUAAAAUGAACAGUUUUAUUGAUGAACUGGCUUCUUUGGUACCAACGUGCAACGCGAUGUCCAGGAAAUUAGAUAAACUUACCGUGCUGAGGAUGGCUGUUCAGCACAUGAAAACAUUACGAGGUGCCACCAAUCCAUACACAGAAGCAAACUACAAACCGACUUUUCUCUCAGAUGAUGAAUUGAAACACCUUAUUCUCAGGGCAGCAGAUGGAUUUUUGUUUGUCGUAGGAUGUGACCGAGGGAAGAUCCUCUUUGUGUCAGAGUCUGUCUUCAAGAUCCUCAACUACAGCCAGAAUGAUCUGAUUGGUCAGAGUUUAUUUGACUACCUGCAUCCUAAAGAUAUCGCCAAAGUCAAGGAGCAGCUCUCCUCCUCUGAUACUGCACCCCGGGAGCGGCUCAUAGAUGCAAAAACUGGACUUCCAGUUAAAACAGAUAUAACCCCUGGGCCAUCUCGAUUAUGUUCUGGAGCACGGCGUUCUUUCUUCUGUAGGAUGAAGUGUAACAGGCCUUCCGUAAAGGUUGAAGACAAGGAUUUCCCCUCCACCUGCUCAAAGAAAAAAGCAGAUCGAAAAAGCUUCUGCACAAUCCACAGCACAGGCUAUUUGAAAAGUUGGCCGCCCACAAAAAUGGGGCUAGACGAAGACAACGAACCAGACAACGAGGGGUGUAAUCUCAGCUGCCUUGUCGCCAUCGGACGACUGCACUCUCACAUGGUUCCACAACCGGCGAACGGGGAAAUCAGGGUGAAAUCUAUGGAAUAUGUCUCUCGGCAUGCAAUAGAUGGGAAGUUUGUUUUUGUAGACCAGAGGGCAACAGCUAUUUUGGCAUAUUUACCACAAGAACUUCUAGGCACCUCAUGUUAUGAAUAUUUUCACCAAGAUGACAUAGGACAUCUCGCAGAAUGUCAUAGGCAAGUUUUACAGACAAGAGAAAAGAUUACAACUAAUUGCUAUAAGUUUAAAAUCAAAGAUGGUUCUUUCAUCACACUACGGAGUCGGUGGUUCAGUUUCAUGAACCCUUGGACCAAGGAAGUAGAAUACAUUGUCUCCACCAACACCGUUGUUUUAGCCAACGUCCUGGAAGGCGGGGACCCAAGCUUCCCUCAGCCCACAGCAUCCCCCCGCAGCAUGGACAGCACGCUGCCCUCUGGAGAAGAUUCCUCUGUUGUAGGUGGCCCAAAGAGGACCCACCCCACUGUUCCAGGGAUUCCAGGGGGAACCAGGGCUGGGGCAGGAAAAAUAGGUCGAAUGAUUGCUGAGGAAAUCAUGGAAAUCCACAGGAUAAGAGGGUCAUCGCCUUCCAGCUGUGGCUCCAGCCCACUGAACAUCACAAGUACACCUCCCCCUGAUGCCUCUUCUCCAGGAGGCAAGAAGAUUUUAAAUGGAGGGACUCCAGACAUUCCUUCCAGUGGCCUACUACCAGGGCAGGCUCAGGAGAACCCAGGUUAUCCAUAUUCUGAUAGCUCUUCUAUUCUUGGUGAGAACCCUCACAUAGGCAUAGAUAUGAUAGACAAUGAUCAAGGCUCAAGCAGUCCCAGUAAUGAUGAAGCAGCAAUGGCUGUCAUAAUGAGCCUCUUGGAAGCAGAUGCUGGGCUCGGUGGUCCUGUUGACUUUAGCGACUUGCCAUGGCCGCUGUAAACACUACAUGUUGCUUUGGCGACAGCUACAGUAUCAAAGUGCAUUACUGAUGGAGUUAUACAGUCUGUGAAGCUUACCGGAUAAGGAGAGAACAGCUUUUAUGUACUGUCUUCAUAAAAGCCAUCUCAGAGCCAUUGAUACAAGUCAAUCUUACUAUGUGUAACUUCAGACAAAGUGGAACUAAGCCUGCUCCAGUGUUUCCUCAUCAUUGAUGAUUAUUGGGCUAGCUGUGGAUAGCUUGCAUUAAUUGUAUAUUUUGGAUUCUGUUUGUGUUGAAUUUUUUAAUCAAUCAUUGUGCACAGAAGCAUCAUUGGUAGCUUUUAUAUGCAGAUGGUCAUUUCAGAUGUAUGGUGUUUUUACACUACAAAGAAGUUCCCCACGUGGAUAUUUCUUAUACUAAUUGUAUCAUAAAACCGUUUAUUCUUCCUUGUAAGAAUCCUUUACUAUAAAUAUGGGUUAAAGUAUAAUGUAUUAGUUAAAUAUUUUUAAUAAAUGUUUCCCUUGUUCUAUAAA